Aspergillus glaucus CBS 516.65 is the source of this 609-nucleotide messenger RNA. RefSeq lists its product as uncharacterized. Bases 125 to 445 code for a protein of 106 amino acids. The record is from RefSeq and is a predicted model, not a curated record. Lineage: Eukaryota; Fungi; Ascomycota; Eurotiomycetes; Eurotiales; Aspergillaceae. The transcript has a single exon.
CACCCUUUCGUUUUAAUAGAUUCUUCCAUAUAAAACCUCGUCUAAUUGCGGAUCAUUGAUACCUCCGAUUCCCCGAAUCCCCACUUCAGAUAUCUCUGAAAUCAGCCUGGCGGCCUGGCCUCGGAUGAAUGCCGGGCCCCUAGAGCAGCUUGUUGAGGACUAUGACAUCCUAAUCAAUAAUGACCCAGACACACCCACGAGGCCCAAAACCUCUCCAGGGCUCUCGAUAAUCGACUUAGCCCUAACUACGCCGGAAUUAGGCCCCCUGGAAGCCUGGGAGACCUACCCGGAACGGCCAACGGGCUCAGAUAACGAGGCCAUAGGCAUGCAAUGCCCCCUCCCCAAACAACCAAGCCAGGGAGGCCCCAGAGAGACAUUGCAGGAUGGAGGAUCAAGGAGCUUCAGGGGAAUUGUCACGGAGCAUGGACGCUCUCUAGCUGUAUAGCAUGUUUGCUUACUUUGACCUGUUUUGGGUAGGGCAUUCACUGAGCAUGAACGCUCGCUAGCUGCAUAGCAUGUUUGAUUGCUUUGUCCUGUUUGGAGUAGGGCAAGAACCCCUCGCACACACACUAGAUAGUCUGUCAUCGGCAGGCCCUGCCUGUUUCCUUU